This is a messenger RNA of Aaosphaeria arxii CBS 175.79, 1809 nucleotides long. Its product is annotated as cysteine proteinase. The transcript has a single exon. Gene Ontology annotation, cellular component: nucleus; cytosol. NCBI's taxonomy places the organism in Eukaryota, Fungi, Ascomycota, Dothideomycetes, Pleosporales. Bases 1 to 1809 code for a protein of 602 amino acids. Gene Ontology annotation, biological process: protein deubiquitination. Gene Ontology annotation, molecular function: cysteine-type endopeptidase activity; cysteine-type deubiquitinase activity. The record is from RefSeq and is a predicted model, not a curated record.
AUGCCAGAGAAACUUCCAACGGUCGUAGCCUACGCAGCUGGAGCUUCUCUUGCUGCAGCGACUCUCAUAUACGUAUUUGGGCCGACAUACUUCCUCGAUGACGAAGGCUCAACCACACGAAAGAAAGGCGCCAUCGGCCUGAGCAAUGCCGCCAACGACUGCUUCAUCAACUCCAUACUCCAGGCCCUCGCGGGCUUACCCGAUCUACGCAUAUACCUCAUCCGCGAGACCCAUCGAAGGAAGCUAGAUGGAAAGGAAGUUUAUGAGGUGGACCCUGAUCAGUUGGACAAGGAUAAUCAGAAAGUGAGGCCAUGGAAACUCGAGGGACUACAGAAGGGUCUUGUCACAUCGGCCCUUAAGGAGGUUCUGGACAAGCUUAACGAGCGCCCCAUUCAUAGGAAGGUCAUAUCUCCACAGCCCUUCAUUAGAGCGCUAGAACACGCCUUCAGCACCAGGAUUAGCCGCCAGCAGCAGGAUGCACAGGAGUUUCUACAAAUCGUCACCGAGCGACUUUGCGACGAAUAUCACGCAGGGGGAAAGGCUAGGCGGCAGGCACAAAAUGCAGGAUUGGCUCUCGUAAAGGGAGACUCUGCUUCGGAGAGACAGGAGAUUGUGCAGCAAUUUGGCGCAGCAGCUGUUGCAUCGACCGAGAACAAAGAGCAGGGCGAGGCCGAGACACCAGAGGACGAGCUCCCAUCGACUGAGGACGGUUUUCCGUUUGAGGGCAAGAUAGAGUCUCAGAUCGAAUGCCUAACCUGUGGAUUCAAGCCGAAACCGUCUGUGUCGACUUUCGUCACCCUGACCUUGAAUGUUCCUCAACAAUCUUCCACGUCGCUAAACGCCUGCUUCGAUGGCAUCUUCAAGGUCGAACAUAUCGACGACUUCAAGUGCGAGUUCUGUCGACUGGACCACGCGCUCAAGUUCAAGACACAAGAGCUUGCUCGUGCGUCAAGUGACGACGCAAAAGAGACGCUGGAAUCAGACAUGGCGAAGAUCAAACAGGCGCUCGAGCAAGACCCCGAAACCCCUCCAGAAGGUGUCGAACUUCCAGACGCCAAGCUAGCCCCUCGGCGACGCAUUGCGCGCCAUAUGUACAUUUCCGCGUUUCCCAAGGUCCUUGCCGUGCAUCUGUCGCGGUCCAUGUUUGCUGCCGGAACCGUGUCAACCAAGAAUUUGGCCAAAGUGGCUUUCCCUGAAGCGCUGCCGCUUGGUGGUCUUUUGAAUAGGAAGAACUACAAACUCCGAGGAAUGGUUACCCACAAAGGCAGCCACAACAGUGGACACUACGAGUCGUUCCGUAGACAGGUGCACCCAGUACCAUUCUCAACUCCCCACUCAUUUGGAGUCGAAGGUGUGUACAGUAUGCAAGGUAGUCCCAAUCCUUCUGCGGUGCAGAGCCCUCGCAUGUCCACCCUCAACCUUAGCAGUGCCAACGGGCAUGGAUCACCCGUCCCAUCUAUCCCGACCAUGGACUCACCAUCAUUACAAUCACUAUCUUCGCAUUCAUCACAGAUCUCACGUGGGCCUACGCCGACUUCCACACCGCGCGAUGACCCACAACCAACCUCUUCCCCUUCGUCGUCCUCGCGGCCGAAGUCCCUGCGCGGCUCUAUCAAGGAGAAGACAGCAUCCGUCGCCGAGCUCCCCCAACAGAUGAAGCGCAAACAGAGACAACGACCAAAUAGGUGGUGGCGAAUCAGCGACGACAAGAUCAAAGAGAGCAAAACAAGCGACGUCUUGAAGAUGCAAAAGGAGGUAUACUUGCUUUUCUACGAGCUGGACCGAAGUCCCUCGUUCCUUUCUCAGUGA